This is a messenger RNA of Balaenoptera acutorostrata (minke whale), 1695 nucleotides long. It is a transcript of the gene TTLL10, whose product is annotated as tubulin tyrosine ligase like 10. Gene Ontology annotation, biological process: protein modification process. NCBI's taxonomy places the organism in Eukaryota, Metazoa, Chordata, Mammalia, Artiodactyla, Balaenopteridae. The record is from RefSeq and is a predicted model, not a curated record.
AUGGACAGUCCCUGCAGGCCCGACAGUCACCACAGAGACGGGAGCCACCCACAAGAGGAAGCCCAAAUCCAGGACGCUGGGCGGCACCCCUCCCCGGGCAGGGCGGGCCUGACUGUGUGCCCAGUUCAAGCGCUAGGACCAUGGGCUGCCCGAAGGGCCCGCAGAGGGGUGGGGGCCGCAUCUUCCCAGCGGUGCCCUCACCCCAGUGCCCCAGCGUCUGCGGCCCGCAGCCGCACCCACUUCCUCCACCGCCGGGGACCGCCUCCUCGGACCCAGGUUGGCACAAAGAGAGGCAAGCGGUCAAGGAUGGCAGGGGUCCGGCGGAGCCGCCCCCGGGCAGCAGGCUGGGCCCAUGAGAGAUCAAUGGGGAGCCACCGAGAGGAGGGGCUCCUACAGGAGCUAAGCCAGCUGGACCAAGAUGCAGGUGGCUCGGGCAGGGCCCAGGAAGGGGCAGAAAAGCCACCAGCUGGGCCAGAGCCUCUGACCACCCACUCUCCCGCAGAGCUGGACGAUGCUGACACCGCCAGGCCCCGGGCUGCCCUCCUGGAGAAGCGCCCGCUGGAGGGGGAGAAGCAGCCGCCCGGCACCGGGCAGGGCCCCUUCUUCUACAUCGGAGGCACCAACGGGGCCUCAAUAAUCAGCUCCUAUUGCAAAAGCAAGGGCUGGCAGCGCAUCCAGGACAGCGGGCGGGAAGACUACAAGCUCAGGUGGUGCGAGGUCAAGUGCAGGGACACCUACCGCAGCUUCCGGGAAGGCGAGCAGCUGCUGUACCAGCUCCCCAACAACCAGCUCCUCACCACCAAGAUCGGGCUUCUCAGCGCCCUGAGGGAGCACGCGCGGGUCCUCAGCAAGACCAGCAAGCCGGCCCCCUGCGCGCAGGCCAAAUCUGGAAAGGACACGACACCCGCCCCAGAAGAGCUCACGUGGAGCAGCCCAGGACGCCUUGGGCCACAGAGGGUCCUGAAAAUGGAAGACUUUUUCCCAGAGACCUACCGUCUGGACGUCAGAGAUGAGAGAGAGGCUUUCUUCACCCUCUUUGAUGAAACCCAGAUGUGGAUCUGCAAGCCCACCGCCUCCAACCAGGGCAAAGGCAUCUUUCUGCUCCGGAACCAGGAGGAAGUCGCCGCCCUCCAAGCCAAGACCCAGAGCAUCGAGGACGACCCCACCUACCGCAAGAUGCCCUUCCGGGCGCCUCAGGCGCGGGUCGUGCAGAGGUACAUCCAGAACCCACUGCUGCUGGACGGAAAGAAGUUCGACGUGCGCUCCUACCUGCUCAUCGCCUGCGCCAUGCCCUACAUGGUCUUCUUCGGCCACGGCUACGCUCGCCUCACCCUCGGCCUUUACGAUCCCCAUUCCAGCGACCUCGGUGGCCAUUUAACCAACCAGUUCAUGCAGAAGAAGAGCCCCUUGUACCUGCUGCUCAAGGACGACACGGUGUGGAGCAUGGAGCACCUUAACCGCUACAUCAACGACAAGUUCCGCGAGGCCAAGCGCCUCCCCCGGGACUGGGUCUUCACCACCUUCACGAAGCGGAUGCAGCAGAUCCUGGCCCACUGCUUCCUGUCUGUCAAAUCCAAGCUCAAGUGCAAGCUGGGCUACUUUGACCUCAUUGGCUGUGACUUCUUGAUCGAUGAAAACUUCAAGCUGUGAAGUCCUGAGAGAGGUGAUUCCAGGCGUGGUCAUGGAGACCCUGGG